AUGUUGCGUGCACACCCGACUUCACCCACAAGUCGGUACGGCUUCGGCUUCGGCCGUCUUGCCGCCGUCACCCUUCUCGCCUCCUUCCUGACGCUCCUCCUGGGUGUACACAAUGUCUCCGCUCUCUCCAAAGCUGAAGCUGGCAAGAUUGACUGGCACGUACCCCGUAUUGGCGUACCUCACUCUUCCAACGAUUCGGCGACACCUGAUCUCUCGCCACGUUUCCAUCGAAUCAUCAAACCCGAUGCCGAUAUCAAGGACAAGGCACAGACCGCCAUCUUUGUCGCAACGGAGUCCAACGCUGUAGGCGCCCUCAACCCACGCAACGGUGCUAUCGUCUGGCGUCAGACCUUUGAAGAGCACGACCAGGUUCUUCUUCACAAGCAGUUUGGUGAGGUUGCUCUCACGGUUUCCGGCAACGGAGGUGCCAACGUUCGGCUUUAUCACGGUUUCACUGGCUUCCUCAUCUGGGAGUCUGCUCAGCACAACAUUCGCGAUGGUUUGCUUCCGGAGCCUGGCUUCCCCGCUACCGACGCUGCUUUCUUGACCGACAAGGCUACGGCGGAGGUCCCACCAGAUGUUGUCGUCCUCUCCAACGCUCGAACGGUUCGCAGACUCAACGGUGCUUUCGGUGCAGAGGUUUGGAAGUGGGAGCCCAACGAAGACAUAUCUCGUCGUUCGGUCAUUCGUGUCGUCGCCAACAAGGACAAGGUUUACGUCGUCUCGCUUCUACGCAACACUGGCUCGGUCUACAACUCGAUCUCGGUCACCACACUUUCGGCACAUACCGGUGAGCUCCUCACCUCGCACGAGAUCCAGUCCAGCCUCAACAAAGCUGCCGAUGUGGUCAUUCUUCCUUGGAACCAACUGCCUAACUUGCCUCCCACCGCCAACCCUGGCUCGUGGGUCGCUUGGCUCAACAAGGAUGGAAGCGUUCGAGCCGCUCCUCUCGAUCCUCCCAGCAAGCGCCUCGCCCAGCCUCAGGUCAUCUAUGCCAAGCGUGCCGACUCUGUCUUUACCGGGCUCGUCGAUCCUGGUCUUUCCAACCGUGGCCUUUUCAUCGGUAGACGAUCCGACGGCCUUGCCGAGGUGCUCAAAGUGUCGGCCGAUGCCAAAUUCACCAGCUUCUGGGAGUUUGAGGAGGAUGCUCACGAUGCAGUCUAUGCUGCUACCUACGACCGACAAGGUAGAGCUUACCUUCAGCGCAUCUUUUUCUCUCGAUCGCAGCAUUUGAUGAACUUCCACUUCCUUUGGGUUGAUGCCAAGAACGGCGGUGAUGGUCAGGUCAGCGGGUUCUCUUUCCAAUGGGAUCACGAUCUGCAUGGUAAUGUCCACGCUGCUACUUUCGAGGCUAGUCAGGUUGGGCAGUAUCAGUUGGCUACUCGUACUGUUCUCGUCACCUCGAGUGGAUCUGUGCGAAUGCUCCUUGAAGAUCAGCACCAGUGGAUCUUGGAAGAGGGUUUGACACAGACUACACACAUUGCGUUCGUCGAUCUUCCGGAGAAGAAGCUCACCACUAUCCCUGGCGGAGCUGCUAGUCUCGAUCACGAGGGUUUUGUUCAUCGGCUCAUCCGACACACUCUCUCGCUCAAGGAUUUGCCGCAGUACACAGUUGCCUUUGUCACUCGUUUCGCCACCGGCUCGUAUGGCAGCUUGGAACAGCUCGGUCUAUCCAGCUCUAACUCUGCUAGCCCAGCCACCUCGACCAGUGCACCGGCAACAACCACGAUGGUCAAAGAAGGCAAUAAACCUGCACGCCAAAAGCAAGAACAGGAGAAAAAACCCACCUCCCUCGCUCCCCGUGUCGCUGAUGCCAACACUACCUCUCAGCUAUUCCGUGAUCCCUUCGGCUUCCGUAAGGUCGUUGUUGUAGCUACUGCCAAAGGCAAGCUCUACGCACUAGACACCAUCGCCAAGAACACUGUCCUCUGGGAGAAGUCCCUCAUCGGAUACGGCGAGGGAGAAGGAGAGCUCGAGCCAAAGAUCAACAUCAAGUUUAUGCAGACUGUUCGAGAACUUUCGACCGAUGGGAAGAGUCCUUUACUUGCUAUUGUGGCUGAGGUGGAGUUGCAGCCAGGACUGUUCACGACGAGAGUGUUCGAGUUGAACCCCCUGACGGGCGAGUUUAGAAACGAUGCUAGCUCGGGCCAGGCUGUGUUCGUGGGGAGGUGUCAGGAUGCGUUCUUGUUGCCGCAGAGUGUGGAAGAUGCAGUGGAGAGGCAGCUGAGCUUGGGACUGGUGGAUCAGCAGAAUAAUCUUUUCCUCUAUCCUGAUACACUUGCGGUUGCGGAGAGGUUCGAGCCGCUUUCGGAUAAGUACUUCUUUGCAGUACAAGGGCCUGCUGCGUCGGCGGGUGCUGGAGCUAAGUUCGUCGGUUACACGGUGGAGAAGGGUGUGAGCAGCAUUCACAGGUCAAGCCAGGCUUGGACAUGGACAGUGCCGAAAGGUGAGGAAGUGUUGGACGUUGUACAGGCGCCGAGUAAGGAUGUGAUCGCUUCUUAUGGUCGUGUUUUGGGAGACCGAUCGACUCUGUACAAGUAUCUCAACCCCCACGCCAGGGUGAUCGUGACAGCUACGAGGCAGAGUAAUCAGGCCCAUCUGUACCUGUUGGACACAGUGACAGGUGCAGUAUUGUACGAGCUGCAACUGGAUGAUGUCGAUCUAGCCCAACCUGUCCAUGCACACUUGGUCGAAAAUUGGAUCACGGCAACUUACAGCGUUCGAACACCGGACGAAGGACUCUCGACUCACAUUGUCACAAUCGAAAUCUACGAACAGCCUUCCACCCCUACCGAAGAGGUCAAGGGUAAAGCCACCACGCGCAGUCUCUCCUCCUCUUGGUCCGGCUUGGAGGGCAACUUUAGCAGUUUCACCGGUGAUAGUUCCCAAUCUACCACUUCGGGUAUCCUUCCAGUGGCAUACCUCCAGACAUACAUCUACACGGGAGGCCCAAUCCACGCCCUCUCCACCACCUCAACCAAAUUUGGUAUCUCGCUCAAAAACCUCCUUAUCUCAACCGACAGAGACUCGCUCGUCUCCAUUCCUCGUAAACUGCUCGACCCUCGACGACCUAUCGGAAAGCCAAGCAAGUCCGAAGCGGAGGAAUACAUGGUCCCUUACUCCCCACUCAUCCCCGAAGAUCCGAAGUGGGUAAUCAACCAUGUUUACCCAGCGGCAAAGAUUCGAAGUUUCGCCACUGGCCCUGCUCUUCUCGAGUCCACAGCGAUCGUAUAUGCGUACGGAUUGGAUACGGUGCUCACUCGGGUCAGCCCGUCUGGGCAGUUCGACAUCUUGCAGGAGAGCUUCAACAAAGCACAGUUGCUACUGACGCUAUCCAUCCUCUCGGCGGGGAUCAUUGCAACGCGUCCUAUGGUUAGGAAUAAGAACCUUUCCCUUCGAUGGUAA
Molecule: messenger RNA, 3405 nt
Organism: Ustilago hordei
Lineage: Eukaryota; Fungi; Basidiomycota; Ustilaginomycetes; Ustilaginales; Ustilaginaceae
Exons: 1
Coding region: 1-3405 (1134 amino acids)
Biological process (GO): protein folding in endoplasmic reticulum
Cellular component (GO): EMC complex
Molecular function (GO): protein binding
Source: RefSeq, a predicted model, not a curated record